AUGAAUAUUAUUGAGUCUAGUAGGGAAAAAGAAAGAAUUAGCCUACAUAGUCAUAUCAGUGGGCUAGGCUUAGAUGCAGAUGGUUUUGUUACAGAUUUUCUUUUUGAAGAAAAAAUAAAAAAGAGGGACGUGUACAUUGAACCUACAAAUAAAAUAGAAAAUAAUGAUAUUAAAAAUGGUACAAUUUUAGAUUCAGAUAAAAGUGAGAAUAUAUGUAAUUCAUAUAAUCUUGAAAACAAUAGAAAUUAUGAAAAUAAUAAAAUAAGUUAUAACAAUAUAAGUGAUGAUGAAGAUGAAGUUGUGAAGAAUUUUUAUAAAUGCAAAGGAAUGGUUGGACAAAAGAAAGCAAGAGAAGCUGCUGGUAUAUUUAUAAAUUUAAUAAAAGAGAAAAAUAUAUGUAAAUGUUUAUUAUUAGCAGGUCCAAGUGGAAGUGGAAAAACAGCUAUCGCUAUUGCUAUAAGUAAAGAAAUUAGUGAUGAAUCUAUUCCUUUUUGUAUAUUUAAUGCUUCACAAGUAUAUUCAUGUGAAGUAAAAAAAACCGAAAUUUUAACUCAAUAUAUAAGGAAGAGUAUAGGUGUAAAAAUUAAAGAAAUAAAAGAAGUUUUUGAAGGAGAAGUAAUACAAAUCGAACCUUUUUAUGAUAAUACAUAUAAAGAACAAAAAAUUUCAUAUGUACAUAUUACUUUAAAAACAUUAAAAGAAGAAAAGAAAAUUAAAAUACAUUCUUCUAUAUAUGAUAAUCUAUUAAAAGAAAAAAUUCAAGAAAAAGAUAUUAUCUAUAUUGAAUCUCAUAGUGGUAAUGUUAAAAGAGUAGGCAAAUGUAGUUUAUAUCAAGAUAUGUUUGAUAUAGAAACUGACACAUUUGUUGAUCUGCCUAAAGGAAAUGUGCAUAAAAAAAAAAAUAUUAUACAAAAUAUUACCCUAUAUGAUCUAGAUGUAUCUAAUGUACAACCAAAAGAUAAUAUUCUAGACUUUUUACAAAACAAUAAAUAUAAAAAAACGGAAAUUACUGAUAAAUUAAGAAAUGAAAUUAAUAAAAUUGUGUAUAAAUAUGUGGAUCAAGGAAUAGCUCAAAUUAUUCCAGGAGUAUUAUUUAUUGACGAGGUACAUAUGUUAGAUAUUGAAUGUUUUACAUACUUGAAUAGAACUUUAGAAUCUAAUCUAGCACCGGUCGUUAUUUUGGCUACUAACAGAGGAAUAUGCAAUAUAAAAGGAACAAACAUAAUAUCUGCCCAUGGGAUUCCAGUAGAUUUAUUAGAUAGAAUAAUAAUUGUAAAGACGAUGCUAUAUAAUAAGGAGGAAAUACUACAGGUUUUAAAAUUGAGAUGCAAAUUUGAAAGAAUAAAGAUUGAUAGUGAAGCCUUAGAUUAUUUAUCAGAUAUAGGCAUAAAAUGUUCUUUGAGGUAUGCAAUUCAACUUUUAACACCUGCAAAAAUAUUAUCAAAAAAGAAAGGGAAAAAAAAAAUUGACAAAAAUAUUAUUGAAAUUGUAUCUUCCAUAUUUUUUGACACUAAAAGGUCUACUCAACUUUUGUUAAAUGAUAAAAAUAAAUAUAUGUAUUAA
Molecule: messenger RNA, 1563 nt
Organism: Plasmodium adleri (nom. inval.)
Lineage: Eukaryota; Apicomplexa; Aconoidasida; Haemosporida; Plasmodiidae
Product: RuvB-like helicase 1
Exons: 5
Coding region: 1-1563 (520 amino acids)
Biological process (GO): chromatin remodeling; regulation of transcription by RNA polymerase II; box C/D snoRNP assembly
Cellular component (GO): R2TP complex; Ino80 complex; Swr1 complex
Molecular function (GO): ATP hydrolysis activity; ATP binding; DNA helicase activity
Source: RefSeq, a predicted model, not a curated record